Cucumis sativus (cucumber) is the source of this 1079-nucleotide messenger RNA. RefSeq names its product HVA22-like protein i. The record is from RefSeq and is a predicted model, not a curated record. Bases 343 to 876 code for a protein of 177 amino acids. NCBI's taxonomy places the organism in Eukaryota, Viridiplantae, Streptophyta, Magnoliopsida, Cucurbitales, Cucurbitaceae. The transcript has 7 exons.
GGGUAACAUGAAAGAGGAAAUGAAGGGUUACGUUAAUGUUUUUGUUUAAAAUUUAAAUGAUUUUAUAAGAAAAGGACGGAUCAAAACUCCGUUCACAACGCUAGGCGGUUACGCACAAAUCUCUCUCGCUCUCUCCCCAACGUGCUUCCAUAUAAAUAGCCCCCACCAAUUCCAGCGCCCUCCAAUUUCCGAAACUUCUCAGCGCCAAAAAUCAAAAUUAAACACAGUGUGGUGAACGGAGCUAAAUCGAGAGCUCUCCGUGGUGCUCUAUUCGACCUAGCCGCUCACGGACCACUUCACUGCCGCCGUCUAUCGUAUUGGAAUUCCGGCCGUUUAUUCAAAAUGAUAGGAGCACUAAUCACCAGAGGACUCACUAUGAUUUUGGGCUAUGCCUAUCCUGCUUAUGAGUGCUACAAAACUGUUGAAACCAGCCAGCCGGAGAUUGAGCAGCUUCAUUAUUGGUGCCAAUACUGGAUUCUGGUGGCUAUAUUGACAAUCCUCGAGAGAGUUGGCGAUUCUUUUAUUUCUUGGUUUCCGUUCUAUGGCGAAGCAAAGUUGGCAUUCUUCGUUUAUCUAUGGCAUCCAAAAACUAAGGGAGCAAACCAUGUGUAUGAUUCGUUUUUCAGACCAUAUAUUUCAAAACACGAGCCUGUGAUUGACCGCAGCUUGUCGGAGAUGAAACUGAAGGCUAGUGAUGCUGCUUUUCUCUACGUUCGAAGAGCCGCUUCCUACUUUCAAACUACUCUCUUUGAUAUCUUUUCUAAGUUCAAUACUUCUAAUCCAUCAACCACGGCUCCUCCUCCUCCCAAGCCGCAGAAGCAACCAUCAAAGAAAGAGAAAGAGGAAGAAGAAGAAGAAGAAGCGAAAGACAAAUGAGAUGGCAGUGGAGGAAGGAAAAUAUUCAGAAAGAAAAAUAAUAAUAAUUACACGAAUUCACUUCCAAUUUCCAAUAAAAUGGACUGAAAUUGGAAGAAAAGCAAUUCCAGAAGAAAACUCCAUACUGUAAAACUAUAUUAUCAAUCCAAAUAACGAUAACUGUAAUUAUGAAGACCAAAUAUAUAUUAGAAACUUCUUUAUCA